CUAAACAGCUAAUACGUGGCGCUGAAAGCAAUGAUGUCAGAAGGUCAAUACUCAUGUUCACGAUGUUUUGGCUUAUGCAGGUUUUUGACAACAUCAAAUAAACAAAGCAAGGAAUACAUGCCAACGCUCUGGGAGAUAUGUCUUAAAUUUCAGCGAAAGUCGUCACAGAUGGUUCUCAGCUGUUUUCAUUCAUCCAAGUUGGCACAUCCGCAAUGUCAGGAAUUUUAUUACCUUACUUAGCCUUGAUAUUAGAAAGUUCUGAGAUUUAUCGAUUUUUAAUAUAACUCUAGUGGUUCAAUCCUAGUGAUCGAUUUCUUUUAUAUUAUUUCUUUCAAUUUAUCUUUUAUGUACUGGUAAUAUUAUGACCUAUUUAUACUUCGAAACGCUCUGAUAACUUUGAGUUAAAUUGUAUACUGACAAAUGACAGUAGAAAGUUUUCGGAGAUCUGAAUGAGCUAAAAAAAUGGCCAGUUGAUUACUACUUCAAGUUAUCAUGUGGAUAUCUUUUAUGAAUGAUGUUUUUCAUUCAGGGAGUAGAAUUGUGCAGAUUACAGGAGUAACUAUGACUACUUGACAUUUGAAUUAGCUGUCUUUGACAGUAAAACUCCUAAUAAAAUCUCCUAGUUUUUGUUUUUUUUACUAAAUUAAUUUAUUGCGAGAGAAGUAUACUUGAAAGAAAUGACUUCCAGUUGCCUUGAUUUGAGUAUACCAUCAUCCACUUGUAAGGAUGAUUUUGCAUCUCAGUGGAGGUGUCACAGGCGGACAAAAAGUGCUGGAAGCAAUGCCUCACGAGAUUUAUCUCUGUAUACGUCUAUGGGAUUAUAUGCUCACCAUGGAGUGUUUGCCCCACAAGAACCCAGCACAACAGAAAAGAAUUUAGAAGUUUCUUUCAACUGCAAAUAUGACCUCAUUAAGAUAGUUGAAAAAACUGAUAGAGCUGCAUUACAUGCUCGUGAUCAGCAAGAUGAUUAUGACUUGCUAGAAUGUGGUAUUCUCUCUUGCCGUCCACGGUUUUUGCAAAAAUUUGCCAGUAUCCGUAUAUUUGUCUUCCUUUCUUGUGUUUUAGUAACAGUACAACAAGCUUUGUCUUCUGGUUAUUUUAACAGUGUAAUCACAACAAUGGAGAAAAGGUUUGAUAUUCCCAGUCGUGUUUCUGGGGCCAUUGCAAGUACAUUCGAAAUUGGUAAUUUAUUUACCAUUAUAUUCGUCAGUUAUCUUGGCAGUCAUAGACAUAUACCUGUUUGGAUUGGUAAAGGUAUCAUUGUUAUGGGCAUUGGAUCUCUUGUAUUUUGUGUCCCAUACUUCCUGGAGCAACAUUUGUCGACUGUCCAGAUUGGAAAUUUUACUCAUCCCAUGGAUGAAAAUACUUGCCAAUUACCAACCGCCACCGUCCAGUCAUCACAGACAGCGCAUUCGGGCCACUUCAUAAAUCCUCCUUCACAUGACAUCGACCCAACAGCUUGCAAUGAAGGACGAUCUUCCAAUACUCUUUAUAUUUUAAUUUUUAUGGUUGCCCAAAUAUUGAUUGGUAGUGGUGGGACUCCAAUCUUCACUCUAGGAACAACUUACAUCGAUGAUCACGUUAAGAAAGAAAGCUCCUCCAUGUACAUUGGUUGUAUGUACAGUAUGGUGGCAUUUGGAUUGGUUUGUGGUUUUCUGCUUGGAGGAUUCUUACUUUCUUUUCAUGAAAAUUACUUUCUGUAUAAUACUGUGCCUCCAAAUUUAUACCCUGGUCAUCCAAGAUGGAUUGGAGCUUGGUGGGCAGGCUUUGUUAUUUGUGGUGUGCUUCUGUUACUGGUGUCCAUUCCAUAUUUUGCUUUUCCAAAAGUCCUAUUGAAAGAGAAGCAAAGAUUAAGGUGGGAAGAGAAAGGAGAAUACUGCAGUACAAGGCGUUUAAAAAGUGAAAGCAACACUUUAGAAAGGCAAAACGGACAAGAAAUGGUUACUUAUUCUGAACCAAAUACUGGUCAGCAUAAUGUGAAAGAUAAAGCUAAAGAAUAUGGCAAAGAUAUUAAAGAUAUUCCUGCUUCCAUGUGGCGUCUCUUGAGUAAUCCAAUCUAUGUGGUUACAUGCCUUGGUUCAUGCAUGGAGCUAAGUAUUGUCAAUGGUUUUCUUGUCUUCCUUCCUAAGUACCUUGAAACGCAGUUCAGCAUUGGCAAAUCUCAAGCAAGCAUAUUCACAGGUGGAAUUGCAAUACCUGGAGCUUGUGUUGGAAUUUUCAUGGGUGGAUAUUUAUUGAAACGCUUACAGCUUAAACCCAAAGGUGCGAUUCAGUUUGUCCUCUUCUUUAAUAUUGUGUGUAUGGGUCUUUACACACUUCUAUAUUUUCUUGGUUGUGACAACAUAAGAAUGGCCGGAGCAACACUUCCCUACUUCAAUAAUACUUUGAAUUCUGAAUUUGAGCCUUUUCAAGUGAACUUAACUGCAGACUGCAAUAUGGGAUGUCGCUGCAGUCAAAAUGAAAUUGAACCUGUUUGUGGAAGUAAUGGCAUAACUUACUUCUCUCCAUGUCAUGCAGGCUGUAGAGCUGAAAUUGAUUACAAAUAUAAUAGCUAUUCCAAUUGUGCCUGUAUAUUAGCCAACACUUCUCGAGCUCAUGAAGUUCUGGCAUUUCCUUUAGCAACGAGUGGCCCUUGUCCGAAUGUCUGUCAUGUUAUUAUUCCAUUUAUGAUUUUACUGUUUGUCAUGACUCUUGUUGUUUCUAUUACCCACAUGCCACUGUUGAUGAUUACUUUGAGGUCAGUUGAUGAAGAAGAAAGAGCAUUUGCUUUGGGAAUGCAGUUUGUUAUAUUCCGCCUUUUUGGUUACAUACCAUCUCCUAUUAUGUUUGGGAAUGUGAUUGACUCAACUUGUAUAUUAUGGAAAGCUCAUUGUGGUCGGCCUGGUGGUUUUUGUCUGAUGUAUAAUAUUGAACAUUUUCGAAUUAAGUAUAUUGGUGUUUGUUCUGGCCUAAAAGUGGCAUCUGGACUCUUAUUCUUUCUCGACUGGAUGCUUAUAUCAUGGAAGCACAAGAAAGACAUCGAGCAACCACCAACGCUCACAGUUGGUGAAAUAGUGUCUUCCAUUAUAUCCUUAGAUCGAUUAUCAAUGCUUGGCUGGGGUGACGCCAACAUUGACUCGAAUAAGGAUCCUCCUGAAGACUCUAUGCCUUUGGAAAUGGAAGAGGACUCUAUUGUUAACCCUCUUCCGCCUCGACCAAUUAGGAAGCAUAAGAGGGGAAGCUCAGCGAGUGAGAUGCUUAGUCCUCGUUGAGUUCUUGUUAAAUUGCCAAGAAAGGGAUAUGGUAAUGCUUACACAACCUUACUACUGAUGACAGUAGGCACUCAACUAUAGCUGGCAAAAUUGCUUGCAAACAAUAAAUAAUACUGUAUUAUUUAUAUAUAGAUUUGGAUAAUACUGUAAACUGUAUUUUCUUUAGGGCAGAGGAGCUUAUUUGAAAUGGGGAAAGAGGAUUUGUUGUUAACCUAUUAAAAUUUUAAGUAACUGUUUAAUUUGUUAUUAUUAAACAGAUAUUAAUAACAAACUAAAUAGUUAUAAUAACAUUUUAUAGUUUUUAUUAUAAAACAAUUAUAAUAGAAACUAUUCAAAUUUUAAAUUAUUUAAUUUGUUAUUCUUGUUGUUAAUUAUUCGUUGUGAUGUGUUUAAAAUGUUACUAGGAAAGAGGUACUGAUGACUUAAUUAAGUUGAAGUUUUAAAAAAAUUCAAUUCGCUUUUUUUAAUUAAUGUUUCAAACUAAACAAUUCAAGUUACUCAAAUAUUUACUUGAAAAAAUUUUUUCAAAUAAUUAAUCCAUAAACUUAAGAAUUUCCUAUGUACUAUCAUCUAUUUAAAAUUAUUUAUUUCGAAAAUUUUAUUAAAAAAACUCUUUCUGGGUAGAUUUUAAUACUUAAUUUGUAGAAAUGUAAUAUUGCUUAGAAAAAAUAAUUAAAGGUUUAAAAUAAAACUAAUCUAGAAAAUUAAAAUUCUUAAAUAAUCUGCAAAUGAGAAAACAUAUUCAGGUGUCAUCAUUUGUGAAAUAUGCGCGAGUUGAAAGUAAAAGUUAUUAAUAUUUUAAAUUGUGCUUUUUAUAGUGAAGAUAUGAUAAAAAAAAUGGUAUUAAUUGUUAUUGCUACACUCUUUGGUUGUUAAAUAUAUUAAUCAAACUUUAGUGUUAAUUAUACAUCUGAUUUUUUUUUCUCCAAAAUUUGCAUUAGUUUGUGCUAAUACUUCAAAAUAAAUUACAUGUUAUUUAAUUAUUUCUAUGUAUCAUUAUUGGAAAAGGCAUUAACUAAGCUUAAAGGCUUGUUAUUUCGUAAUUAUUUCUUUUAUUAAUUGAAGCAAAGUAGUGUUGAUUUUAGGAAAAUGCUCUUAAAUUUUCAUUUAAAUCUGCAUCAAGUAAUAAAAUUUAAAAUUUGCAAUCCUUGAAGAUCUUAAAAAGUUAGGAUAACAUAAACACAACUACCGAGAC
Molecule: messenger RNA, 4446 nt
Organism: Parasteatoda tepidariorum (common house spider)
Lineage: Eukaryota; Metazoa; Arthropoda; Arachnida; Araneae; Theridiidae
Gene: Oatp30B
Product: Organic anion transporting polypeptide 30B
Biological process (GO): transmembrane transport; sodium-independent organic anion transport
Cellular component (GO): basolateral plasma membrane
Molecular function (GO): protein binding
Source: RefSeq, a predicted model, not a curated record